UCUUCUGUCCUUGUUCAACUUUCAGGAACAAACAAGACAGAGACACUCAUAGCGUUAAAUAGCGUCUCCUCGAACGCAGCCUAUGACGUCUCUGUGUCAUUUCACUUAUACCAUGUGCGAUUACUCAUGUGUCCUGUGUAAGAAAAAUUGCUGAAGAUAUUGGAAAGUUAUUGGUAGAACAAAUAUUAACUAAAGCUUGAUAGAAUAACAAGAAUAGAGUCAACGAUGGAAGCUUUGGAAACUCGUUACACGCAAUUGUAUCGUAAUAUAACUGCGUACAUAAACGAUGACUUAUUUUCAACAUCCGUAGACGGCGUACCAAUACGAAAACUGUUUAUUGGUAAUUUAGCCGAGAGGACCAGUUUCAGAGAUGUGAAAAAUCUCUUUUCUGCAUAUGGCGAGGUUGAGGGUUGUUAUUUGUGUAGAAAUGCAGGAAGAAGAAACUAUGCUUUUGUCACAUUUAAUGAUGUUGCAAGUGCAAUGAAAGCUUUGAAAGAUGGAUGUAGUAAGCAAAUAAGGUUGCACAACAGAGACUUAAGAAUAAUGGUUGCAGAUUCUUGGAAUCAACCUGAUAGUUUAGCAUUUAAAUUUUCUGAGAAAAAGUUUGGCAUAAAUUAUACUCAGGAAUAUACACAAGAAUACUUUAAAAGUGCACCCAUUCAUAUGCUGAAUGAUGAUUGCUUGAUUCAUAUUUUUAAAUAUUUAUUAAUUGCUGACAGGGUCCGUGUAGAAAGAGUAUGCAAACGUUGGAAAGUCUUAAGUCAAGAAUCUUGGCGCACAAUGAAAAGAUUAGAUAUCUCACACUUUACAUGGGAUCAUAUAUGGGGCAAACCAAUAAUAUACCAUAUCAGUACGGCUGUGUUACGGAAGGUGUUGCUGAAAUGUGGCAGAUUCCUAACACAAAUAGAUCUAUCCGAAGUACCCAAUUACUUAGGCAUAGGUACAUUAAGCAUGAUCGCGAGGUUUUGUCCCAAUCUUACAAAUAUCGACGUUUCUGCAUUACCAACUUGUACGACGGGUCUGUCCGCAUUAUUGAAGAAAUGUAAAAAAAUAACUAAGCUCAGUUUGGGAGCGUCGACACACGUUUUGGAUAGUGAUUUGAAGAAUGUUUUCAAAGAAUAUAGAGGUUUAAGUCACUUCGCGAUACGUUCCAAUGGUGACAUCUCGGGCAAGUGCCUAUCGAGCCUGCCGGCCCAAACAAUGCGCACACUUAUAGUAGACCAAUGCCAUAAUAUCGUCGAUGAUGAUUUUUCCAUAGCAUUAGCGAAGCUCGAAAAUUUGGAGUAUCUUGAAAUAUGUAGUUGCUCUAGUAUUGGUGAAAAAACAUUGGAAGUUAUCAGCAAACGCUGUCAGAAUCUAAGAGAAUUACGAAUUCACGGGUACUUCUCCUACCUACAAAAUGCAAAGAUGCUACAAUUUACCAAUAUUGUUAAUCUGCGAAUGCUGCAAGUCACACACUUCACCGCAUUCUCAGACGAGCAACUCAUUAGUGCGGCACUAAGUUGUCCGCAGAUUACUUACGUAAAUAUUUCAGGGUGCUACAACGUGAACGAUGCUGGAUUAGCAGCUAUUACAACAUUGCCAAAAUUGGAAUACUUAUACAUCAAUCUUUUAACUAACAUUACCGAUAAAAGCUUGAAGAACCUGGCGAACCUAAAAGAAUUUGAAUGUCACUCAUGUCCAUUAAUAACUGACGAUGGGAUACGCAAUAUUCUUGCAUCCUCACCCCAAUUACAACUACUAAAUCUUUCCAAAUGUAGUAGCAUUACGAAUGCCACUUACGAGGCUGCUAGGCAAAUUUGCGAUAAACGGCCUAGUAACUUGGUAUUAAAAAUGUUUAUUUGGGGAACACAAAUUGUUUUAACAGAUGAACAUGCAAUAUCUCCGUUUUUGCAAACCGUUAAUGUCAAUAUGUCGUAUACAGGGUAUCGUUGAAUUGAUGUUACAUCCGGCAGGGGAAUUGUGAAAUUGAUCACUUUUUGUUAAUAUACUUAUGACAAGAAACAUUUCCUUUUGGCGCGCUUCUCAUGGGCCGGGAAAGUUUCUGCAAGCCUGCGUACAAGCCACAUCGAUUCCUUAAAUUUAGAUUUUUUAAAUAGAUCUGCUUAAAAGAUUUAACGUUUCAAGUGGAAUGGUUUCUUGAACAUAAAUCGCGAUUUCUCAUUUCACGAAAGUAUUAACGGAAAGUAAUCAGCUCCGGCUCUCCUAUCUCCACCCUCGAGUACAAUAACAUCAAUUCAUUAAUCCUUUAGCCUCAAAUAACGUCUUUGGCUCAUCGUGUUUCUAAUGCCAAAGCGAUAAGCGUGCAAUAAAGAGGUGCUGUGAAUUUGUAGAAUUAUUUAACAUACUAGUCAUUUUGUAAAAGGAAUUAUGUUGCUUUCUCUUUUUGAGGGCUGUGAAUAUAGAAAUUCGAUAUUAAAAUUUAUAUUUAUAUGAAAAAUUGUCCCUAAUUUAAUCGUAUGUUAUGAGAUUAACAUCCAUACGGUUGUUCACCGUAUUGAGGAGAUUGCAUAACUUUACAGAGAUCUACAUGGUUGUAAAUGUGGAAAUUCAACGUUGAAUCUUUAGUAUGUUUCUUUAGUCGUAUGUUUCUCUAAUUAACUUUCGUAAUAUUGGCAAUUCCGUCAACCUCACAGACUACGAUGCCUGGUUCAACUCGGAUCUAGACACCGUUCGGCGAAGAUUAAUAGUAACAACGUGGUAUAUGUGUGUUAAUACCCGACUGAAAUAUCUUCCAUCGUUUUAUUCACCACUUUCUGCUACUCUUCAAAUACUUGUCUGGACCCGUGUCUAUCAAAUGAUUCAUUUCUUGAGCCAAUGAAAUUCAAUCCGAGGAUUGUAAGCCCCUGACGGCAUCUUGCAAAUCAGUGAUAAUUUUCUAGAUAAUUUUUAGAUAAUCUUUCAGAUUAGAUUUAUUAUAUUUAUUUAUAUUGAGUUGUUUCGAGUACGAAGAGCUAAUUGUGAUGUGUGUUUACAAAUAAAUAAUAAAUAUUUUUUCAAAUGUUUUUGUUUUCAAAUGUGUGUAUAAUCGUCUUUAUUCGAACUCUAAUUUUCACGGUAGUGCUGCAAUAUAAAGUACAUAAAUAAAAUAUUUCAGAAGUUAAAAUCUCAGUUGAAAACGUAAUUGCAUUUUUGUGAUUUAAUGUUGAUACAAGCUUUUGAUUGCAACUGUUUCUAUCUAGAUUGGUAUAAAUCCUCAGAUCUCUUUCAUGAAAAUUGCUAGAAAAAGAGAAUUUCCUAGUGUCCCAAUGGACCAAUUUUAAAUAAUUUGCUUUCUGUUCUUGAUAAAUAUUGCAAGAAAAUCGCUCUAUUUUUAAGUAUCCUAAGUCUAAAGGCAAAUUUUUAAAAACUAUUUUACAAUAAUAUUACUCGUACGUGUUUCAACAUGUUUAUGUACUUGUAUUUUUCUUACAUUUAUUUUAUUAAGAUAAUUUGUUAGGAACUUAUUAACUUUUACAAUCUCUCAUAAUAUACUAGUUGUGUGUCAAUCGGUGUAAAAAUAAGAUGUUUAAGCUGUAAGAGAGCAGAGUAUAGCAGAUGUAUCUGACCACCCACUGCCGUUUUUUUACGUCCGAUGCUGUCACAUCGAGAAGAUUAAAAAAAAAACAACCAUAAGUUAUAACAUGAUUAAAUAAUAUUAUAGAGAUCAUCGAUACUGCACAUUGUAUGGCUAAUGCAGUAGACAAGAAACGUGAACUCGUGCUUUCGAUAUCUUGUCGUAAGUUGAACAUGUUAAAUGUGGAAUUAUAUACACUUGCAAUAUUGAUAUAAUUUUAUUGUUCUUAUAAUUACGACGCUUAGACAGUGAAUUCAUACAUCUGCAGUUAUUAUGCACAUAUUUGCAACGAGGAAUGUGCACGUAUUUUAAUAAGUGGUAGGAAUUAUGAGCCUUUACACGAGAUUAUGAUUUAUCGCUUGAUAAAAUCGCUAAAAUUAUAUUGACAUAUCUUAUACACCUUUUACGAUGUGAUCUUUUUGCAGCUAAAUGUGUAUAUUGUCCUCCUAUAAUAGAUAUAGAGAUCACUUUACAACAAAUGGCAUUAUAUGCGUUUGUUUCUCAUAUAUAUAUAUACACACAAUUAUAAUAAUUAUUAUUGUUGUUACUAUGAAUCGCGAGUUGAACAUAUGAUACGUUUUGAGCGUCUUACGCUUCUGCGCAUGCUAGGGGGAAGGGAGAAGGGGAGGGGGGAACAUCUCGCUCGGCUUACAAAUAUCACGAUACACUCGUAACACUAUCCGACGAUUUUUAAGCCAACUCGGAGAUGGCUACUAUUACACGUGAGACUAACUUACAGACUUGCAUCUACAAAAUACAUCGUGUUCCGGAAUAAGAAGUUUUCAACGAAUCAUAAAUCGAUCAUAAUAUCAUGAUUUGAAUGUAUGUACAAUAUAUAGUCGUGCGUCCCGCGAUGAUUCUAUUGCACUGUCGUUAAUGCGUUAUAACUCGCACUUUACUCCGACGAAUAAACUAAAUCUCUCUCUCUCUUACCAAUGAUGCUGUAACAACAUUAAGUACUACAAAAAUUAAUCUGCUUAAAUAUGAGCGGAGAAUCACGACGGCGUAUUCACGAUGACACAUAUAACAUGAGAGAUAACGGCGAAAUGAAAGACCCCUCCGUUGUAGCAACUCUUCGAAUAUUCGUGAAUCUCAAGUUAACUUACACUGGUAACCACGGAGUAGCUCGAUACUUUUCAAAUGCACUUUGUAAGAACUGCACACGAACAGAUUCGUGGUGCACUUAAGUUAUACACUAAUGGUCAAUCCUCUCGCCGAAACUCAAACGAGACUCCUCAAACUGUCGACCGAUAAGAUGGUGAUGCGACGUGACUGUUUAUCCUUUGCAGCAAAAGGAUUCACAGUUAAAUACUACAGAGUAUGUGAAUGUAGAUCAAACCGUGUUACGAAGUAUUCAAACCGUGUUACGAAGUAUUAUUCGUAAUAUAAGGCCGCGAUUACGUGAAAAAUUGUAUCAAGCAUCUCGUUCUGUACAUCUGUCGAUGUACCGAAGGAGUCCGUUACAAUAUC
Molecule: messenger RNA, 5026 nt
Organism: Odontomachus brunneus
Lineage: Eukaryota; Metazoa; Arthropoda; Insecta; Hymenoptera; Formicidae
Product: F-box/LRR-repeat protein 20-like
Exons: 7
Coding region: 226-1935 (569 amino acids)
Biological process (GO): SCF-dependent proteasomal ubiquitin-dependent protein catabolic process
Cellular component (GO): SCF ubiquitin ligase complex
Molecular function (GO): RNA binding; protein binding
Source: RefSeq, a predicted model, not a curated record